ACUCCCCGCCGGGCGCGCUCGGGCGCGGCGGCGCGGCGGGCCGCGCGCCGGACCCAGCCCCCAAACUUUGGCAAGUGCGGGCGCCGGCGCUCCCGAGGCGCGGGGCGCGGCCGCGGCGGAGCCGCCCCCUGACGCCGCCGCCCUCCCGCCGGCGCCCGCGGCCGGGCGCAAAGUUUGCGGCCGCCCCUGCGCCGCGCCCGCCCGAUGCAUGGGCGCCAGGCUGCGGCGGCGCCGGUGACGGACGGCCAUAUUUGCCGGCGCGGCCCGAGCCGCCGACAACAAAAAGUGCGCGGCGCUCGGCGGCGCUCGGCCGCCGGCGGACGCGGGGCGCCGCGCGCGCCGCGCUCGCCGCGCCGCCGCGCCCUCGCGCUGGCCGCUGCGCCCGGCGCGCCCGCCGCCCGGGGGGAUGUCGUACAAGCCGAACUUGGCCGCGCACAUGCCCGCCGCCGCCCUCAACGCCGCUGGGAGCGUCCACUCGCCUUCCACCAGCAUGGCGACCUCCUCACAGUACCGCCAGCUGCUGAGUGACUACGGGCCACCGUCCCUAGGCUACACCCAGGGAACCGGGAGCAGCCAGGUGCCCCAGAGCAAGUACGCGGAGCUGCUGGCCAUCAUCGAGGAGCUGGGGAAAGAGAUCAGACCCACCUAUGCGGGGAGCAAGAGCGCCAUGGAGAGGCUGAAACGCGGCAUUAUUCACGCUAGAGGACUGGUUCGGGAGUGCUUGGCCGAGACGGAACGGAAUGCCAGAUCCUAGCCACCCGGUUGGUUUUGAAGGCUUUCCAUCUUUUUACAAGAUGAGAAGUGACAGUCCAUCUCCCCUGUUCAGACGAAACUCUUGUUUUCCAAAUGGUAGCAGUUUGGUUUUUCCUCCCACGGUUCACCUGACUCUGAACCUGCAGCCUCAAAGAUUGAGAAAAGAUUUUGCGGUUAAUUAGGAUUUGCAUUUUAAGUAGUUAGGAAUUACCCUCUUUUUUUUUUUUUUUUUUGGUAAGCAUUGAUUUAAAAGAUGCACGUGAAGUUAUCGUACAGCAAACUAGUUUGCCCCCAAGACACCUGGGUCUCCCUUUAAUCUUCUCUUCUGAGAACAUUUCUGUUACCCACGUUGUUCUGUGUUCCUUUUCAUAAGCUAAUACAGCUCUCGGGAUCGUUUUUAACACACACUGGCAGCACGCCUUCCUCAGUAGCUGGUCCGUUUGCCACACAGUGUAGAAUCUGCUUAAUGUAACUUCUUUUCUGCUUAAGCAUUUGCAUGACUAUUAGUGCUUCAAAGUCAAUUUUAAAAAUGCACAAGUUAUAAAUACAGAAGAAAGAGCAACCUACCAAACCUAACAAGGACCCCCGAAAAUUUUCGUACUAAGACUGUAAGUAGAUUUCAGUUCUGCGUUUACUGUAAGUUGAUAAAAACAUCUGGAAGAAAAUGACUAAACUGUUUGCAUCUUUGUAUGUAUUUAUUACUUGAUGUAAUAAAGCUUAUUUUCAUUAACAAUUUGUAUUAAAA
Molecule: messenger RNA, 1498 nt
Organism: Microcebus murinus (gray mouse lemur)
Lineage: Eukaryota; Metazoa; Chordata; Mammalia; Primates; Cheirogaleidae
Gene: CDK2AP1
Product: cyclin dependent kinase 2 associated protein 1
Cellular component (GO): cytoplasm; nucleus
Source: RefSeq, a predicted model, not a curated record